AUGGCUGUUGCAGGGCAGUCUAGGACUGUAUUUGGAGCUGUGCUCUUCUGGGGGUUUCUUGGUCCCAUUGCUUUGAUUGUGGGGGCUCAGGGUAGUGUUUUUUCUGAUCCCACCCUGCUGGCUUGUGGUCAAGAAAGCCUGCAGUUCACCUUACCUCCAGGCUGGGAAGGGAAUGCUUCCUUUGUGCUGACUACUUGGGAUACUGAGGGGAAGGCGUAUGCUCUGCAGAAUGACUCUGACUGUGGGCUCUCAGUAUCUGGGACUCCAGAUGGCUCCAGGAAAGUAUUGGUCUCCUAUACUGGCUGUUAUGUCUUUGAAUGGGAUGGCAGUUACCUCAUGCUGGUUGGGCUUGAAGGAACAGAUGCUGCUGGACAGAAAGUUCUUCACAAAGAGAAGCUGCUCAGGUGUCCUGUGGACCUUCCUGCCCUGGAUGCUCCAAGCAGUAGUGUCUGUUCUGCUGUCCUCAGUCAAGACCGGCUGCCAUGUGCCUCCUUGCCUAUCACCCAGGGAGACUGUGAAGUGCGAGGCUGCUGCUAUGACCCUAGGGACAGGGUGAAGCCUUGUUACUUUGGUAACACAGUGACAGCUCAUUGCACACCAGAUGGCCGGUUUUCCAUUGCUGUCUCUCGGGAUGUGACCCUGCCACCUGUUAUCCUGGACUCCGUGCAACUGGCCAGUGGACACAGUACUGGCUGUGUCCCUGUUGUGAAAAACAAUGCCUUUCUUGUGUACCAGUUCCCACUCUCUGCCUGUGGCACCACUUUUCAGGUGACUGGAGACCAGGCCAUAUAUGAGAAUGAGUUGGUGGCAGCCAGGGAUGUGAAGACUGGGAGCCUUGGUUCUGUCACUAGGGAUAGCACUUUCAGGUUACAUGUCCGCUGUAGUUACUCCAUCACUGGGAGCUUCAUUCCCUUGAGUGUUCAGGUCUUCACAUUGCCACCACUGCCUGCUGUGUCCCAGCCAGGUCCUUUGUCCUUGGACCUGCGUGUUGCCUUGGAUGGAAGCUAUACUUCCUACUACUCUGACAGUGACUAUCCUGUUGUGAAGACUCUGAGAGACCCUGUUUAUGCAGAAGUCAAGAUCCUUCAGAGAACAGAUCCAGACUUGGUUUUGGUCCUGCACCACUGCUGGGCCACACCAAGUAUCAAUCCCCAGCAACAGCUGCAGUGGCCUGUUUUGGUGGAUGGGUGCCCUUAUGCAGGGGACAACUAUCAGACACAUAUGGUGCCUCUGAGUCUUGCCUCGGGACUACUGUUCCCAUCUCAUUACCAGCGUUUCACCCUUUACACGUUCACCUUUGUGGACUCCGCUUCCAAAGAGAUGCUCUCUGGGCUG
Messenger RNA from Pelecanus crispus (Dalmatian pelican), 1335 nucleotides. The record is from RefSeq and is a predicted model, not a curated record. Lineage: Eukaryota; Metazoa; Chordata; Aves; Pelecaniformes; Pelecanidae.